AUGAGCUGCCAGAUGAGAUACAAUGCUAAGGAACUGGCUUCACUUGCUAGAAGGCCAUCAUCUUGUUUUGACAAGGAAGGAAAUCUGAAGAUUUGCAGAGUAUUCGGGGAUGGUAAAUGUAUAGAGCCAAAGGAGAGAUGGUGCCGUCUGAAAGGAAAUCUGUUCUUUCUAAUGAAAAGUAAGACCAAGAGUUCUGAAGCCUUGGAGGUAAUCAUCCUGGAGCGGUGCUACAUUGUGCAGUUCAGGAAUAAAGCAGAUGUUUCAAUAGUUCUCAAGUUUCAGAGUGGAGAACCCGAUAUUUACCUUGAAGCUGCAUCAAGGGUUGAUUGUGAAUCUUGGGCUGUGGCACUUGGAGAGGCCAAUUCUGAAGGUCUGCGCAAUAAGAUCAAGCAGCUCCAGAGACUGAUCAUGGAAAUCAAGGAAGAGACAACAGCAGAUGAGGCACAGCAGUUUCUUCCCUCAGUACAGGCAGACCAUCUUGCAGAGCCUAAGCUUACAAGUCUUAAGAAGACUGCCAGAGAACCAAAGCUUGAAUUCAGUCUUGCAUGCAAAGAUCUAGUAGCUCCUACUCGUGAUCGGAAGCUGAACACAUUUGUGCAGAUCACAGUGGUGCAUCCAGGGGAACAGACGUCAGCUAGAUAUUCAAGCACAGAAAUUGUGGAGGGAACAAGAGACCCACUGUUUCUGACUGGUGUGACGUUCCCAGGGGAUUACCCUAUCUAUGAGGAGACGAAAAUAAAGUUAACAGUCUACGAUGUUAAGGAUAAAUCUCAAGACACGGUCCGCACCAGCCUCCUAGCAGAACACAAAGAACCAAGGACAGAUAUUGGGCGAAGUUUUCUGGGUUGUACAACCUUUAAAGUAGGCGAGCUGGUGAAAUCCAAGGAGCAACAGUUGAGUCUCAGCCUGAGAAGCUCUGAUGGUGGAAAGACAGUUGGCACUAUAGACGUCAGCCUUGUGAAGAUGGGGCAGACAGAGGAUGGGGAGUCAGAUCACAAUGCAGCAGAUGUGCAGGGACAAAAGUGUGCCUUGGUUUAUGAGUGUACAUCUCCUGAAAGCAACAGUAGUAAAGACAAUUUACCUUUAUUAAAUGCAGUAUUAAAAAACCCGAUCUGUAAGUUGUAUAGAUUCCCCUCUUCUGACAACAAAUGGAUGUGUGUUCGAGAACAGAUGUCUGAGAGCACUCUUUCUUUUCAUAUUCCCAAGGAACUCAUCAACCUACACAUAAAGGAGGAUAUGAGAAGGAAUCAGGACCUUAAAGAACUUGGUGAACUUUCUCCACAUUGGGACAAUAUGCGUAAAACUGUUAUUACACACUGUGAUCAAAUGCUGACCCUCUAUCAAGACAUGCUUGCAGAACUAGAGAAGUACACAGGUUCUUCUUUCAAAUCAAGCUGUAGUAAAGGGGAAAAGACACUAGAAUUUGUUCCAGUCAAUCUACAUCUGCAGAGAAUGUAUGUGCACAGCCCUCGGUUGAAAGAUGUUCUGUAUGAUGUCAUUACUAUAGGAGCCCCUGCAGCACACUUUCAGGGAUUCAAAAAUGGUGGUCUUCAGAAACUAUUGAAUAAGUUUGAGUUAGAAAGGCGAAAUACUGGUUACCAAUGUAUUUACUAUUCACCGGAAAACACAGCCAAGGCAAAAGAAGUUCUCAGUAACAUCAAUCAUCUGCAGCCUCUCAUAUCAAGCCACACAGACCUGCUGCUUAAUUCUGCCAGGCAGCAUUUGCCAGACAGCUUGAAGAAUUCCUUAAAGACGCUUUCAGAAACGACAGAGUUAUUUGUGCAUGCAUUUAAGGAUCAGCUGAUCAGAAGUGCCCUUUUAGCUCUAUACAUGGCUCGCCCAGGUUGUGUCCUAAAAAACCCAACUGUGCCAAAGAUCAGUGUUGAAGACAGUGGUGAUCAGCCAAAACAGGAACAUCCACAUGAGAUUAAGAGACAGGAUUCUAUACCUCACCAUUCAGAAUAUGAUGAAGAAGAGUGGGACAGGGUAUGGACCAAUGUAGGAAAAAGUUUAAACUGCAUUAUUGCGAUGGUGGAUAGAUUGCUUGAAAAAGAAAAUAUCCCUAGUGUUUCUAAAGAAAAUGAAAGUGACCCUUUACCAGCAGAAUGUGUGGCAUCUCCUUUAAGUGGUGACUGGUAUGAACAGCUUUAUCCACUCACAGUUACACUGAAAGACUGCAUUGGAGAGGUGGUGACUAGGGCAAGGCAAUCAAUGUCUUUUGUUCUGCUUCAAGAACUUGCAUGUAGUUUGCCACAAUGUUUAAUGCUGACACUAAGAAGAGAUAUUGUCUUCAGUCAAGCACUUGCUGGACUGGUAUGUGGAUUUAUAAUCAAAUUGCACUCCAGUUUACACGAUCAAGGCUUCCUCCAGCAGCUUCAUACAGUAGGGUUAAUAGUUCAAUAUGAAGGACUUCUCAGUACAUACAGUGAGGAAAUUGGGAUGCUAGAAGACAUGGCUGUGGGAAUAUCAGAUUUACAAAAAGUCAUCUUUAAAAUAACUGAAGCCAAAUCAAAUGACCUUUUGCCUGUUGUAACUGGAAGGCGGGGUCAUUAUGUAAUAGAAAUCAAGCUUCCAGAAAAGAUGUUUGAACUGCUUCCACAAGAAAUUAAAGAAGGAAAACCACUCCGUGUAUACCCUGUCCUCUUCAAUGUUGGAAUCAAUGAACAGCAAACACUUGCAGAAAGGUUUGGAGAUACCUCUUUGCAAGAAAGUAUUAACCAAGAAAAUUUGGAGAUGCUAAAAGAAUAUUACAAGUUGUUCACAGAAAAAAUGCCUCCUGAUUGCCUACCACAUUUUCAAGAACAGAAUGACUUAAAAGGAUUACUAGAAAAUCUGCAUCAAAAUAUUCAGGCUAAAAAAAGAAAGAAUGUAGAAAUCAUGUGGCUGGCUGCAAUGAUUUGCCGCAAGCUCAAUGGAAUCCGGUUUACCUGUUGUAAAAGUGCCAAAGACAGGACAUCAAUGUCAGUGACACUGGAACAAUGUUCAAUUUUAAGAGAUGAACAUCAGUUGCACAAAGACUUUUUUAUUCGUGCACUGGACUGUAUGAGAAGAGAAGGAUGCCGCAUAGAGAAUGUACUGAAGAAUGUGAAAUGCAGAAAGUAUGCUUUCAACAUGAUACAGCUGAUGGCUUUCCCAAAGUACUACCGACCACCAGAGGGGACAUAUGGAAAAGCUGACACCUAAGCUUUUAGACAAAAAAAAAUGGAUCACACAGCCACGUUCAUUAGCUGACACAAAUUGCUUUGUCUUGUGUGUGCCUCAAAUUCAGAGUGAAAGAGGAAAACUACAUAGGGGCUAUUUUUUGCCAAAAUUGUACUGUCAUUGGGGGGGGGGGAGUGAUAAAGUAUGGUAGAUCGAGUGCUCUGAAAAUUAGCUGUUUGUUUACAGAAACACAGUUCUUCAUCAAAACUACACUGUGUGUCAUAAGCCAGUCACAAUUCAAAGUUCAGUCAUUAAUCAGAUUGAAGACCAAGUGCCGAGACAUGGGUGAAUCAGUAGAGGUCACUAUGAGCCUGGACGGAAGUCAUGCCUUGCUCAUCUCUGAGUCGAUUUAGGAUUGAUGGCAAAGCAAAGGUGCUGCUCCGCUGUGGUACAUAAGAGCAUUGAUACAUUUUGAAAGGAAUUUGAAUUUUGAUUACCUGCAAUAUACAUAUAUAUAUUUUUUAAAAUGGAUAUUACAUUCUGCUCUUCUGAAGAUCUCUGCAGUUUCAGCUGCAUAUGUUACUGUUAAAACAAAACAAUUUUUGCACACUUUACCUAAAGUUUGUUUGUUCAUGUAUGAGUACCAUAGGUCUAAUCCAGAGAGGCAUGAUUGGAGUUCUGCUCAGACAAUAGGGAUUUCUUGCCUCCUUCUAUCCACUGCAGCCCUUGAAAAGCCAUUCCUGAGUCUUGGAGGAUGCUUUGGAACAAUUGGGGAUGUGGUGCAGAGGUACACAGCUAGAGAGGAGUGCCUUCUGCUCAUUCAAAAAGGCCUUUGGACCACAGGCAGCGCUUACAGUUGCCUUUCAGGAUCCAGAGCUCAACCAGCCUCUCUCUAGUAUUAGAGAGACCAGUGGAGAUUCUUUUUAGUAUGACAGGAAUGCUUUUUUCAGUCUGGAAGGUAUCACAUGAAAUAUAAAGACAGGAGCUACUUUCCGGACAGAUGGAUAUGCAAGUCAAUGUAAACCUUGUCUGAAUAUCAGAUUGGGGGGGGGGGGAGAUUCACAG
Molecule: messenger RNA, 4206 nt
Organism: Gekko japonicus
Lineage: Eukaryota; Metazoa; Chordata; Lepidosauria; Squamata; Gekkonidae
Gene: INPP4B
Product: inositol polyphosphate-4-phosphatase type II B
Exons: 26
Coding region: 1-3183 (1060 amino acids)
Cellular component (GO): cytoplasm
Molecular function (GO): phosphatidylinositol-3,4-bisphosphate 4-phosphatase activity
Source: RefSeq, a predicted model, not a curated record